AGAGAAGGUAACUUUGGUCAACCCACCUGUGACGUCAGGCGUGGUUACGCGGAGAAGCAAAGCAAAGCGUAGCUAUGGGAUUAUUAGCUCUUCUGCGAAAACUAAAAUCCAAUCCUGACAAGGAGCUGCGUAUUUUGUUGCUUGGUCUUGAUAAUGCUGGUAAGACCACACUAUUGAAACAAUUGGCUUCUGAAGAUGUCAGUCACAUCACACCAACACAGGGAUUCAACAUAAAGUCAGUUCAGUCCUCUGGAUUUCGGCUGAAUGUCUGGGAUAUAGGAGGACAAAGGAAAAUAAGGCCAUAUUGGAAAAAUUAUUUUGACAAUACAGACUUACUGAUAUAUGUGAUUGACAGUGCAGACAGGAAGAGACACGAGGAAACUGGAGUGGAGCUGCAAGAACUUCUUGAGGAGGAGAAGCUGGCAGGUGUGCCAGUAUUGGUAUUUGCAAAUAAACAGGACCUGGUAAAUGCAUGCUCAGCUAGCGAGAUUGCAGAGUCUUUAAAUUUGAACUCCAUUCGGGAUCGUCAGUGGCAGAUACAAGCAUGCUCAGCCUUGUCUGGGGAAGGAGUAAAGGAUGGAAUUGAAUGGGUGAUAAAAACAUGCAACAGUAAGAAGAAGUGACUUUUGAAGUGACCAGGACAUGGACCAAUACACAAAACAGGAUGUCAGUUUUGCUGCCAUGAAUAACUCUUUUCAUAGCCUUCCCAGCCAACAUAUGUCAGUUGAAAUUCAGAGCCUAAUGAAGAAGACACCACAGAUUCUUCACAUCAGCUUUGUGAGAUAAAUGCUGUGUGAAAGUAUGAAGGACUCAAUAACUUUUUAAGUGGAGCUUGUUUGUCACAUUAUUUGCAUGCAUUGUGGACAUUUUUCUGUUGUUUUGAUAUGUAAACCGUCCAUCAGGUACAUGAGUUAGCUCAUCUGAUCUGAAAUAUAUGUGUACUUUUUACAGACUGUGGUCUACGGGUGAGCUUUAGUAAACACUAUUUCAUGUUACAGUCAUCUUUGAAGAGAUAUUUGCUUUGUACUUUAAGUGUAUUUUAAAAUUUAGGGAAAAGUGCCUUUAUUUUAUAAAGGCAUUUAAUCUGUUCAAUAAGAAAAAAUGAAAUAUACUUCUUGAUUUCUCCAUGACAUCAUACUGCAGAAUGAUACUUGUAAAGUUUCUCAAAAACAAGUCAUUGUCUCUCCUCUACGUGAACAUCGAUAUCUUGGUUAAGUAGAACCAAGAUCUUGUCACCUCACCUUUUUUUACCAUCAUACAUAAAUCAAAAGUAAACCUGUCUAGUUUGUUACACAUAUUAAAGCAAUAAAACUAAAUAUCUCAAAACUAGAUGCCCUAUUUCUUCAGUCAAGUAAUGCUAGUUACAUACUGUUAGUUAAAAGCAUCAGGUUAUGUGAUUACUGUAGUUCUGGAAGAUACUAGGAAUCUAAAGACAGUUUUAUUUUUCUGUCAUUGCUUUUGCCAUAUUGGCAACCUUUAAAGUAGCUAUUCAUAGACAAAUCAUUGCUACUUACCAGUGCAAAGAUUCAUCAGAGUUCCUGUGCUCUAAAAACAUCAGCAAACAGAGCACACUGCAGUAGGUCGUCCAUCACUACCACUUGUAUACUUGGCAUACAAUCUUGUGAAGUCAUGCUUUUUGUGUCAGGAGAACCAACAUUAAGAACAGACCUUGCCCAAAUAUUUAAGCUUAAGAUAACACUUUAUUUAUCCCAGAAGGCAAUUUGGGGCAGCUUGAUAUAAAAGCACAAAACACCUUAACCUAUUCAUAUCCCCCAAACACUUAUGCAUUCAUGUUUCAGACAGCUGCACUCAGUAGCAUUCAGAAGUCACAUGGGCAAAACAAUGAAGGACAACCUCAGUCUGUUGGUCCUGCAUAUAAGUACAGAGAAUCAAUGGCCUGAUGGGAGUUUCGAAAAUUCUCAACAUGCCUGUCAUCACGAAGGAAAGCCUUUUAACUAGAUAGUACAAGAUUUAGUAAUACUUCCAUUCCUCUGAAUACACUGGACCAAAAUAAAUUUUGUGCCAUUGUCCACUGCCUUUCUGACCACUUCCCACUUUGCCAUCCUGGAGGAAGUAGUCUUAUACCCACUUUAAGAUGUAACUAAGCCACCCAUUCAUACCUUGUAAAGGGUGCAUCCCUUCCAGAGAAAAGUGUGGUCUCUAACAUUUCAUUCUCCAUGACCAAAAGGUUGGGGGUACUAUCUUUACAUUUUCUUUCUUUAAUGCAUGCAAAGCAUAUCAUGAAAAGGUCCAAGAAAAUCAAUCUAAAGCUAAAGAAAUGCCCUGUAUAGUGUUUAAAGUGCAGGAAUACUGAAAAGGGAAAUGUAACCCCAAAAAUCCAGUAAGAUUUUUCUGAGUGCAAAUUUCUUUCUUGUCAAACAGAUAUUACAUAUACAUCUUUAGUAGUGCAUUGCUAAUUGUUAUUUUGUCACUCAUGCUGAUUUCCUCCUAAAAGUACUUGUCAUGGUCUUGCUAUUCUUUGCUACUGUUGACAAAAUGAUUCUUAUCUAGGAUUAGUCAGCCACAGUGAAAACCAGGACUCAAGUCUAUAUUGAAAAAAAAAAAAUAUGAGGUUAUAGAGAAACUGAUUUAACAGUAAAAAUGAAAAUUAGGAAUUUUUCCGAGUAAUUUCUAAUUUGUAGUCUUAUUGGAAAAGAGAAAUCUGAAAAAGUCAUGAAGUCAUUUAGACACAUUGUGACUUACAGCGUUUCAUAGCUGGAUCAUUUGUUCAUGCAGAAAAUGCGCUACAAAGGACAUAGUUCAUACAGCUAUAAAAAGGACUGCAACUGACAAUCCAAGAGGACAAAAGUUACGCUGUGUAAAAUAUGAUCUAUCAGUGUAAGGACCUGAUCUGUUUACCAUCUUGAAUGCGAGCAGAUGGUACACAAAUUUCUGUACGGGAAUGUGCAAACUUUCAAAGAAAAAAUCAUCCUGCGUGCAUUGUCUAGGGGAAGUAAAUAUGCCUAGCAAAAUAGUUUUUCCACUGAAAUUGUACAAAGUUGCUUCCCAUGUUUAAUAUAUUGUUUAGGUUAAACUUAGUUGAUGCUUGUCAGUCAUUGCUGAACUGUAAUUAGCUUGGCUCAGGAAUGACUGCUUCAGUUGGGUUAAAUGUGUAAUUGUCUACCUGGGCUUCACUUCUGCUGUCCAAUAAUGUGGAAAGCAAGGAAUUCAACUUUUUACACUUUUUGUGAAUCACACUUGAAUUAUCUGUGUAAAUUCGUAUAAGUUUCACAUAUCAUCUCCAGAUCAGCGAGUGAUUGCAGUAGCAGUAGUUUGAAUCACCUAACAUGGUAAAUUUUUCAUUCAAAAGCAGUUUGCACAAACAUUUUUCAUAUGUUGGUUGAUGUAUAAAUAGGUAUAUAUGUGGUAUAAUGUUCAGAUCUUAUGGAGGCAGGAGGGAAAAACAUGGUUAAACGUCAUUAAAACUACUGGAACUAGUGUGUUUUCUGGUCUGCAAUCAACUGAAUAAAAUAGCAAGAAACCAGC
This is a messenger RNA of Pomacea canaliculata, 3486 nucleotides long. RefSeq names its product ADP-ribosylation factor-like protein 3. The record is from RefSeq and is a predicted model, not a curated record. Gene Ontology annotation, cellular component: cytoplasm; microtubule cytoskeleton. The coding region runs from base 75 to 623 and encodes 182 amino acids. NCBI's taxonomy places the organism in Eukaryota, Metazoa, Mollusca, Gastropoda, Architaenioglossa, Ampullariidae. The transcript has 6 exons. Gene Ontology annotation, biological process: cilium assembly. Gene Ontology annotation, molecular function: GTP binding; GTPase activity.